GACGCUCCCGGAAGUGCCGCCGUGGCUUCCGGCGCGCAGGCCCGCAAGGUCCUCGCGCGUGCGCGCCGGGGGACACGGUGACCCUGAGCGCGCGGACCCGCGACGAUGCUGACCCGGUUCCUGGGCCCGCGCUACCUGCAGCUGGCCAAGAACUGGAUCCCCACAGCCAGCAUGUGGGGCGCUGUGGGUGCUGUGGGGCUGGUGUGGGCCACUGACUGGCGGCUGGUUCUGGACUGGGUGCCCUACAUCAACGGCAAGUUUAAGAAGGAAGAUUAGUUAGGCUGAACCUCCGUGGACCCCUCCGGUGUCUGUCCGCAACAGCCCACGCCCAGAGGAUGAAUGCAAGGACCGGCCACAGGGCUGAAGAGUUGUCAUCUGGAUGCUCAGAGUGUCAGCCUCGCUCUGCUACCUGCUCUGCCUGGGUCUGGGUUGUGCUGUGACUUGGUUCCCCAGCUGCAGUCCCUGAGGCCUGCCUGACCCAUAAUUUUCACCUCCAUAAUUUUGCAAAUCUAGGAGGGUCGUCCAAUGGCUGGAAGAAAUAGUUUCAGUACUUAAAAUAUUUCAGUGUUCAAUGGG
Molecule: messenger RNA, 576 nt
Organism: Sciurus carolinensis (gray squirrel)
Lineage: Eukaryota; Metazoa; Chordata; Mammalia; Rodentia; Sciuridae
Product: cytochrome b-c1 complex subunit 10
Exons: 3
Coding region: 106-276 (56 amino acids)
Biological process (GO): mitochondrial electron transport, ubiquinol to cytochrome c
Cellular component (GO): mitochondrial inner membrane
Source: RefSeq, a predicted model, not a curated record